UCCUCCGCAACACCGUAUCAUCCACCUCACUGCACACUGCACAGCACAAAACAAAACCAACACAAACCCUUAAACCCUCGAAAACCCCUCGCGCCUCCCACUUUACUCAGAGAGAGAGAGAGAGAGAGAAAUGGCUUUGCGCUCAGGAUCAUUGUCUCGGUCGCUAAUCUCGACCGCCAGGGCUUCGUCGCUCCGCUCGUCGGCGCCUCUCCCCCGCAUCCGCCCUCCGUCACUCGCUGCUCCCCGAGUGCAGCCCCGCCGCCGCCUUCCUUUCGCUGCUGUCCCCAGGAACUUGGGAGAAUUGGGAUGCACACAAUCAUUUCUGCCACUCACAUUGGCCACAGGCCUCACAUCUCACCUUUCUGCCAACGUGCGGGCUUUCUGUGAGCUGUCUCAUGGUACCUUCCGUCGUACUUGUCAGGAUCGCUAAUAGUCUCUUUGUACUUGAAAGGGCUGUUGUAUCAGCACAUUCGAGUGCAAAAGUUAAUUUGCGGAGGAGGUCGUAGGAGCGGAUAUCUUGUAGGAACUUCGGCUAUCUAGUAGAAAAUUAAUAAGUUGUCAUUCAAGUAAUGCCAUUUCCAAUAAGAAACUUGGAGGUUUUCUAAACCAGGGUCAUCAACAACUCUUACAUUGGUUCUGGCUAAUUAAAUAUUUUGUUUAAUGAUUCCUGGUACUGUUAGCUUUUGGAGUACCUGUUAUUAACAUUUGCCGCUUAGUUUCUUUUCAAUGAAAAAAAUGAGUGAUUUUCUCGUUACAGAAA
Corylus avellana is the source of this 760-nucleotide messenger RNA. RefSeq lists its product as uncharacterized. The record is from RefSeq and is a predicted model, not a curated record. NCBI's taxonomy places the organism in Eukaryota, Viridiplantae, Streptophyta, Magnoliopsida, Fagales, Betulaceae.